Molecule: messenger RNA, 1116 nt
Organism: Neopelma chrysocephalum (saffron-crested tyrant-manakin)
Lineage: Eukaryota; Metazoa; Chordata; Aves; Passeriformes; Pipridae
Product: calpain-1 catalytic subunit-like
Exons: 10
Biological process (GO): proteolysis
Cellular component (GO): cytoplasm
Molecular function (GO): calcium-dependent cysteine-type endopeptidase activity
Source: RefSeq, a predicted model, not a curated record
GGCUCCUUGGGGUUCAUUGGGGUUCAUUGGGGUCCCGCCCCCGUGGCUGAGCCCCCGCACGCCCUCGUGUCCCCCCAGAUCACGAGCGCCUUCGACAUGGAGGCCGUGACCUUCAAGAAGCUGGUGAAGGGCCACGCCUACUCCGUGACCGGCGCCAAACAGAUCAACUACCGCGGGCAGUCCCUGGGCCUGAUCCGGAUGCGGAACCCCUGGGGGGAGGUGGAGUGGACGGGGCCCUGGAGCGACAGCUCGCCCGAGUGGCACGCGGUGGAGCCGGCGCUGCGCCAGCAGCUCAUGGUCAAGAUGGAGGACGGGGAGUUCUGGAUGUCCUUCCGGGAUUUCCUGCGGGAAUUCACCCGCCUGGAGAUCUGCAACCUGACCCCGGACGCGCUGCAGGCCCGCAAGUUCCGCAAGUGGAACACGCGGCUCUACGACGGGACGUGGCGGCGCGGCAGCACCGCCGGCGGCUGCAGGAACUACCCCGCCACGUUCUGGAUCAACCCGCAGUUCAAGAUCCAGCUGGAGGAGGUGGACGACGACGGGGACGAGGCCGGCGGGCGCGAGCCCGGCUGCAGCUUCCUGCUGGCGCUGAUGCAGAAGGACCGGCGCCGCCAGCGCCGCUACGGCAAGGACAUGGAGACCAUCGGCUUCGCCGUCUACGAGGUCCCUCCCGAGCACGUGGGGCAGUCGGGGGUGCACCUGAAGCGGGAGUUCUUCUUGGCCAACGCGUCGCGCGCCCGCUCCGAGCAGUUCAUCAACCUGCGCGAGGUGAGCACGCGGCUGCGGCUCCCGCCCGGCGAGUACAUCGUGGUGCCCUCCACCUUCGAGCCCAACCGAGAGGGCGACUUCGUGCUCCGCUUCUUCUCCGAGAAAAAGGCCGGAACUGAGGAGAUGGACGACAAGAUCCAGGCCACGCUCCCGGACGAGAAAGUGCUGUCGGAGAGCGAGAUCGACGAGAACUUCAAGCAGCUCUUCAAGCAGCUGGCGGGGCCGGACAUGGAGAUCAGCGUCCAGGAGCUUCAGACCAUCCUCAACCGCAUCAUCGCCAAACGUGAGCCCCAGGAACCCCCCCAACCCCGAUUAAUUAACCCCAAUUAGCCCCAAUUAAUUAACCCC